Messenger RNA from Myxocyprinus asiaticus (Chinese sucker), 6018 nucleotides. RefSeq names its product pyroglutamylated RF-amide peptide receptor. Gene Ontology annotation, molecular function: peptide binding; G protein-coupled receptor activity. NCBI's taxonomy places the organism in Eukaryota, Metazoa, Chordata, Actinopteri, Cypriniformes, Catostomidae. The transcript has 7 exons. Bases 3047 to 4411 code for a protein of 454 amino acids. The record is from RefSeq and is a predicted model, not a curated record. Gene Ontology annotation, cellular component: membrane. Gene Ontology annotation, biological process: G protein-coupled receptor signaling pathway.
CUGGGUGGUGGAGGACAAGUCUCAGUUGCCUCUGCUUCUGAGACAGUCAGUCAGCGCAUAUUAUCACGUGGCUCGUCGUGCAUGACACCACCAAGACUCCGCAUGUGGAGGCUCAUGCUACUCUCUGUGAUCUGCACAACUUACCAUGCGCCCCAUUGAGAGCAAGAACCACUAAUCGCGACCACAAGGAGGUUACCCCAUGUGACUCAACCCUCCCUAGCAACCGGACCAAUUUGUUUGCUUAGGAAACCUGGCUGGAGUCACUCAGCAGGCCCUGGAUUCCAACUCAGGACUCCAGGGGUGGUAGUCAGUGUCAGUACUUGCUGAGUUACCCAGGCCCCCAAUAACUACUAUUAUUAUUAUCAGGGCCUGAAAUUCGGCACAGGAUAGCAGGUAUUGCGCACAAAUGUAAUCAAUAAAUUUCGCACUAUUUUAUACAUUUUAACAUGUAGUGGAGAACUGGUAUCCAAGCCAUACAGAUGAACAAAUCAAAUCAAUAAUCUUGUCUUCUUAUCAAACUAUAAUUCCACAGUCUGGACGAAUAAUUCAGCUUUUCUGCAUCUCUCUCACAUGGUUGUGGCCAUACGCACGUUUGGCAAAGACGUUUGAAUUGAGGGUUGAAAGCCAUUGAGUUUAAUUUCUGAGUCUAUGGUGCCAUCUACAGGUAAAACAACGUGAUUUGCCCACUCAGCUAAACAGAAAGAAUUGUCCGAGUUUUUACUGCCAUCUAGAGGAAGCACAGCGUUACUGUGCGCGUGCACGCGAAGGGGGGUUGGCUCCACCAGGCAGUCGGAAUUAGGCGCAACACCUGCAUAUCGUGGCGCUCCAUCAUACAAAUACAGCACUAAGAAAGGCAGAAAUAGUGCAAUAAAUAAAUAAAUAAAUGCCUUGAAUGCAACCAGAACUGCUCAGCUGCAGGGUGAAGACUGAAGAGAAAUAGUUAAACGGCUAUUAGGCUACAUUUCUCAUCUCUCUAGAGCCGUUUUAAUAAAUAUGAAAUGAACAUAAACAAUAAUAAUAUAGUAAUAUUAAUACAAUAGUAUUACAAAUAUAGGCUACAUGAGAAAAUAUUAUCAAUCUAUCUUUAAUAUACAUAUAAGCAAGGUUCUCUCAAGAUUUAAUUUAUAAAAACAUGCCAACAUUAAACUGACAUUUUUAAUGCAACUGUUAAUUAUUGACUUGUACUCUUAAAGUGAUAGUUCACUCAAAAAUGAAAAUUCUGUCAUCACUUACUCACCUUUGUGUUGUUGCAAACCUGUAUGACUUUCUUCCAUUGAACUUAAAAGAUGUUAGGGAGAAUGUUAGUUUCAGUCACCAUUCACUUUUAUUGUAUGCAAAGUAAGAUGCAGUGACAGUGAAUGAUGACAGAGACAUAUUAGGCCUACCUAGCAUCUCCUUUGGUGUUCUACAGAAGAGGCACAUUCGUGCAGACUUGAGGGUGAAUUAUGACAGAAAUUUCAUUUUUCUGUGAAUUGCCGUCUAACUACCUACUAAAGUAUUUGUUAAAAGGUAUCAGCCAAGAACAAGAACAUAGUGUAAGUCAGUACAUGAUUGCAUCACGUCUUGCUGGGAAACAAGUGACUGAAGAGAAAGGCCGUAAUGUAGACGGUAUACUUAUAAAAAUAAUAAUUCUAUCUGAAUAAAAACAGAGGUAAGCUUUGAGAAAAGUAGCAUGAUAUUUAGGCGAGAUUGUUGUAAAAUUUCAGAUGUUUUAGUAUUAUAAAUUUUAUCCCCCCAAAGCGCAUUAACCAAACAAAGAGGGUGGUGGAGCAAACACUGGUCUGAUCACACUUUUACUCCAACUAACACUUAAAAUAUUUCUUGUUCUCCGUCUGGGUCGCUCGUUUUGUACAAUUUUUAUAUAACAUCUUAUGUAAACCGGAACCAAAACAAAGUCCAGCGGCAAACAUCAUGGCGCCGCCCAGUGGUUGGUCAGGAAAAUUGUGGAUGGUGCAAGAACGUAUUUAGUGUGAACGGCCCCUUAUGCUGUCUUUUAGUGAUGGGAGGUAUCCCGUCUAAUUAGGACGUAAAAAUUACAUGAAAUUAGAUGUCUAAUAUCAUGGUCAGUCCAUGUCAGACACCGGCUGUCGACUGAGAAUGUAAGCAUGCAAUUACAACAUAUAGGCAUAUAGGAGUGCCCUUUGCCGUAGUAAUGUCAAUGGACAGUGCUGAUUCGCUCUUGGGGAGCAGAUUUAAUUUCCCAAUGUGUCUCAGAUUCGUUUAGUGUGAUAAAGGAAGGAACAAGUUUAUACGCGCGUCGGAUAAACUUUCAAGGAAUAACAAGUCACCGGAUCAGAUCACACAUACUGCAAGAUCACAAGACCAAGAUGGACUUCACUCAAACCAAUUAUGGAGAAAGCAAUACAAUUACUGAGACCUGAAGUGUGAGAAUAACAAACGAGCAUGCAAAAAAAGUCAUAAGUCAAUGUGAUUUCAGGCUAGCUGCGUUAGCUGGUACAUCUCCCGAAGGACGUUCUCCUUCUGUGCUGAGCGUGAACAGUCAGACAUCAUUAUAAUAACACUGUUAUCAGAUAACUUUUUGAAGACGUUUUUAUCAAGCCGACUAGCAGCCAAAAUCAAUGUUCUCUGAGCAUUUCCAUAAUCAAAAAGAGAUAAGGGAAGAACCGUGAAAAAUGUCUGUAAGCCAUCAUUUUGAAUGGGAAAAAGAUCAAUAACAGCAUUCGUAACUAGUCUUAAAUGUAGAAUUAAUGGGCUCUGUGAUGUAAUCGGAAGGAUCAGAUUCCACUGGGAUGAGGGGCAUCUCCAUUAAAGUCAUUAUAUUGUAUUAUUCUAUGAACUUGGAGCAAGCAAGCAGUGAGCUAUUGGUGAAGUGGAGACUUGGAGAGCUGGUAAAUCUAAGCCAUACUGCUGUUUUGUUGGAAAUCAACUGGAAACCAUUUUGACAGAAGUAAUGCGAAAAUGGACACUUGUCUAUAGUGGCUAAGUUGUUAAACCACCAAAGUUUCAACAGGUGUAUCUGGAGUGGACAUUGACUCCUACUGGAAUCCUCAAGCAACCAAAACCUUGAUCCUUGAAUACCAUCAAAAUGAACCUCACCUUCCAACUCCUGGACCUCAUGCUGGAGGCUUCCAACCUCUCUCGCUGGCAGUUCAUCCAGGAAUAUUCCAUCCCUCCUCUGGUGGCAGUGCCCAGACUCCCUAGCUCCUUGCUUCCAGUGUUUGGCCUGCUCUACGUGCUCAUCUUUGGGCUUGCAGUGGUGGGCAAUGGGGCCGUGCUGGUCCUCUUAUGUCGGAGAAAGACUCUGCAGUCUCCCAGCACUUUCUUCAUUUGCUCUCUGGCACUCAGUGACCUCCUGAUCUCCAUUGUGUGUGUUCCUGCAACACUGCUGCAACACUUCUUCACCAACUGGUUGGCAGGGGAUUUUCUGUGCAAGCUAAUACCAUUCCUACAAGUGACAGCGAUUGCAUCCAGCAUGCUUACCAUGACAUGUAUUGCUGUGGAGCGUUUCCAGGGAAUCCUUUAUCCUCUGCAUGUCCGCAACAGCUACUUCCUUAGCCAUGCCUUCAAGAUGCUGGUGGCUGUGUGGCUGGUUGCCCUGGCAAUCGCAGCUCCCAUGUGGUUUGUCCAGAAAGUGGAGGUCAAAUAUGACUUCCUGUUCGAUGUCCACCAUACCAGUUGCUUGGAAGUAUGGCCAAGCCAUCAGCAGAGGAGAGCCUAUACUACCUGCCUGUCAGUUCUUUUUUUCAUGGCCCCGUUGGCGACCAUAGCCUUUCUGUAUUGGAAGAUCAUGAGAGAACUUUGGGGCAAGCACAAAGUACAUGACGUCAUGUUUCAAACUCUCCCGGAAUCUGAAAUCAACAAGAUUACCAGGAGAAAAAAACGUGCCAUAAGAAUGAUGGCCACCGUGGUGCUGCUCUUUGCUUCCUGCUGGGCGCCCUUCCAUCUGGUCUCCCUCCUGCUCGACUACGGCCAGCUAGACCUCGAUCUAGACUCCGAGUUUCUCCUGGUCAGUGUGGUUCAAAUCCUUGGAUUUAGCAAUUCAGUUUGCAACCCUGUGGUUUAUGCUGCCCUCAACACCACAUUCAAGAGGGAUUUGCUGGCUCUGCUUACCAGAGGAUGGUGCUCCAGCGGAGGUUGCUGCUGUAGCCAGGGUUCCUGUUGGUCCUGGAGGACUCACAAGCGAGUGGGCAUCUCAGCAGUGGAGUCAGUCGAACCCAGACAGGGCCUGGAGAGGACAAGCGGAAAAGGAAUCAUUAGAUCAUGGAGUAAAUUGGCAUGGGAACUGGCACCAGAGAGGCCUACAUCCAAAUUGUUCCCCAACAUGAACCUGCUUAGCACCAUCAGACCCAAAACUACCUUCAGUACUAUGAUACUAAGUGUUAUUGACCCACCACAUACAGACAGCACCUCUGGAUCUGACCAGCCUCUAACAGGGAUGCUGGAUGAAUGAAUGUUAACAGGAGAUGGCAGUGAUACCUGCCCACCAUGGAAAGUGAAACAAUCCCUGUGUCUGGCUAUGCGUACUUCCAUUCUGCACGGUAUGCAAAACACAGUACGCCAAAUGAGUAGGAUGUUAGAAUACUCAGUAUUAAUGAUACAGUAGCUGAACAACACCCAAAUGACUUACUGCAUCUGCUGAAAUGUACAACCAUUGGAAACUUUACUAUGCCAUAAGGCCAGGGGAACUAAGGAGACGUCAGAUUCAAAAAGCUGAAAAUAAAAAAUGGCAGAGAACUAUGAGUCGAGCAGCUCUUUUCAAGUUUUCAUGGUAUCAAGAAAGCAGUUCCUCAUGGUUAAAAUGUACAUUGUUACACAUGUAUUUUUGUAUUAGAUUAAUCUAGUUAGAUAAAGGGAAAAGGCAAAUUCAAUGAGCGGUGUCUUGAAAAAUUGACAUAAACAGUUUGAAGCCAGUAGAUGCAAAUGAUUUCACCUCAGGACUUGUCAGAAAUGUUGUAAAUUUGGCACAACACAAAUCAAGGCACUGGAAAUCCCACAUGAAAAGCAUAGUAUGACCCUGCCAGCAGAAACAUAUUGCCCCGUUCUGGGAAUGUAAUGCAUGAUGUGGAUGUUCAAACAGGAAACACACAUCCAACAACUUGCGGCUGCCAAUCGUCAGAGAUUUGAAGCAUGAGUUGCUCAGUGCUACUUUUAGAACUGAGGCUAUAUCUGCACAUUAAGUAUGACGGCGAGUCACUAGUGAAACAAUUUGAAAUAAUCAGCUUUUUUGUCUGUGUUAAAGAUAAACAAAAUUGUGAAGACCUCAUGUGAACAAGAAAAGACCAGUUGCAUCAUUUGACUUGGGCUCUGAACAAGCCAGAAACAUUUUCUGUUGAAGCAAGCAAGUCCAUGUUUGUAAACAUUAAUUUAAAGGGAUAGUUCACCCAAAAAGGUACAUUCUGUUAUCAUUUACUCUUAAUAUCACAUUUUUUGUUCCAUGGAAGAAAGUCAAAGGUUUUUGGAACAACGUAAGGGUGACAGAAUUAUAAAUUUUGGGUGAACUGCCCCUUUAAGACUUCAAUGUAACUUCUAGCAGUGAACUCAUUGUGUUCUGCAUUUUGCAAUUCUUUAUUUCUAGUCUUAUGUAAAUCUGUUUUUUUUUUUUUUUUUUAUCUUUUCCAGAAGUGUGUGCAGUGUCUUGUCUUAGCAAAUAUGGUUUAUAUGUCCUUGGAUGUACCUGAAGUUUACAGGAAGUUUAGAGUUUAUUCAGCAGGAGCAUGCAUAGCAGUUUGGAGGUACUCAGUUGAGUGUGGAUGCCACAGUCUCUAUUAAGCCAUCAAAAGUAGAUUUAUAACAUGUCAGUUGGUUAGAUUGCUAUGGGCAAUGGCACACUAUUCUACACUUCAAAAAGCGUGAAGGUAGAUGCAGGUUGCUUGGGGAGGGGACGUCUGGCACCCUGACAGUUCAGCUCAAAAUUACAUCAACAUGUUGAAUGUUAAAUUUAGAAUUUUAAAAGCUUUCUUGUGUAAAAGAUUGCAUUUUAAAAGAUUGUUUGUCUCUUUAUUUUAUUAGUAAUUCAUAAAAAAUUUCUAAGGAACCUGGAUGAUUUUCAUGAUUAUU